Molecule: messenger RNA, 889 nt
Organism: Triticum dicoccoides
Lineage: Eukaryota; Viridiplantae; Streptophyta; Magnoliopsida; Poales; Poaceae
Exons: 3
Coding region: 1-792 (263 amino acids)
Source: RefSeq, a predicted model, not a curated record
AUGAAGCCGCAGCACCCGUCUGGCCCAAAAACAAUACAGCUACUCAGCCGGACCAACCACCUCAUGGCUGCGAUAGAGCAGCCACUGAUACCGCACCUGAUUUAUGAGAGCUCCUGGAUAAAAAGGCCAGUGCGGCCAGGUCCAUCUAUGGGUGCAGAGGACAGGCUCCGGUGCGGGAGUAUGGUCACCACGGCAAUCAUACCGUUGGAAUAUCAGUCCGGAAUCAACACCGGGAGCAAUAACGGCCAGCAGCAGGCCGCGACACAGCCAGAUACAAAGGGGCUGCACACCCCUUGUGAUUCACGGAUGAGCCCUAACCCGUGCCUGCCGCCGCCGCCCUCGUGCUCGAUCCACAGUCCUGCCGCCGGCCUCGCGCUCUACCCCGUUUUCAAGUCGUCGUCUCGGAGCUUACACUACCUCGCCCCUAAGCUCCACCUCGUCAUCCACCCGUCCUUGCAGUCCGCCCCUCCCCCCGAGCUCCAUAUCCCGAGAUCGAGCCGUCGCCCUCUCGAUUCAACAUCGAACCGCCGUCCUCACACCGCCCCCUCGACAUCCCGCUGUCGUCCUUGCCAGUCCCCGCUCCUGCUGCUGCCAGGGCUCCAUCUCUGGGCUCCCGCUGCUGUCCCACCUGCUGUUGCUGGGGCUCCAUCUCCGGGCUCUUGCUGCUGCUGGAUCUGCUGCUACCGGGGCUCCAUCUGCAGGCUCACGCUGCUGCUGGACCUGCUGCUACCGAGGAUCCAUCCCCUUCGAGCUAUGCCCCUCUCAAAGACAGUUGGCAUCGUGUCUGAGUGAGGUGAUGGCGGAAGACAAUAAUGAUCAUUGAUACAUCAUAGAUGGAGCUGGAGGCAAUGCUGCAAAGAGUGUCAAAUGGAGGUGGCUUCUCAUGGUA